Molecule: messenger RNA, 5489 nt
Organism: Hylaeus volcanicus
Lineage: Eukaryota; Metazoa; Arthropoda; Insecta; Hymenoptera; Colletidae
Exons: 8
Coding region: 401-4000 (1199 amino acids)
Biological process (GO): protein phosphorylation; positive regulation of apoptotic process; intracellular signal transduction
Cellular component (GO): nucleus
Molecular function (GO): ATP binding; protein serine/threonine kinase activity
Source: RefSeq, a predicted model, not a curated record
GCGCUCGACCGUCAAGCUCGCGAUCCGCACGCAGGUACGACGAGAUGCGCAGAUCGUCGCCGAUUCUCUCGACCGAGCGGACGGAACCGGACUCGUUUGUGUCUGCUCGAUGAACUCCUGACGCGGUCGAGUCGGCUCCGUUUCGGGUGCAUCGUGUCUCACCGCGAGUUCCGAUCAUCGACUCCGAAGCGUUCGUCGUUCGACGAUUCACCGCCAGUUGGGAUCGAUCCGUGGAUCGUUUCUGGUCGUCGGGAAAUCGGGCUCAGUGCUCGAUGCCCGCUGAUUUGCUCGCGAGCCGCGGCGACGUCUGUCUUUGGAACGAGUUCGCCGUCGGUUCGUCGGACGCGCUCGCCGGGAUGCUCGAUCGUGCUGGUUGACGCCUAAGAGACGCUCGGACAGCAUGAUUUACCAGCCGAACCAUCAAUCGCCGACGAUGUCGUCCGCCAGGAAGACGUCACCGCGGCCUCAGCGUCGAAACCUGCAGGCGUCGUCGGGGAAGUGCGCGAACGCGAAGGCGAAGCGUGGAAACGACAGGACUGGGAACGAGGACAGGUGCAGGGGAAGGUGCAGGGUGCAGUGGAGCGAGAAACACGUGAAGGAGGGGUUGGUCCUCGUUCAGGAAGCCCAACUCGCCAGGGUGGUGAAAACUGGCCCGAUCGCCGAGCACUACGAGAUCGACCCGAAGCCGUUCGCCAACGGACAGUGGGCGAAAGUGUACCGCUGCAGGUCCCGGUCGACCGGCAUCCUUUACGCCGCCAAGUACUCGUCGAGGAACCGAUUCAACGCGGACUGCAGCGCCGAACUCAGACACGAGAUCGCUCUUCUCUCUCUCUGCUCGCAAUCGCCGCGCGUCGUGCGGCUGCACGACGUCUACGAGACGCCCAAGGAGAUCAUCCUCGUGAUGGAGUACGCCCCCGGCGGAGAUCUGCAGACGCUCAUCGACGGCGAUUUGGUGCCGCUCGAAGGUGACGUGGUGCACUUUGUCAGGCAGCUAGUAGAAGGACUUGCCUACCUCCACGAGAGAAAUAUCGCCCAUUUGGACAUCAAGCCUCAAAAUUUGGUGAUGAUGGGCAGCUUUCCAGAGUGUGACGUGAAACUUUGCGAUUUUGAGAUCUCGAGGGUGAUCUUAGAAGGGACGGAAGUUCGAGAGAUCCUCGGAACACCGGAUUACGUAGCGCCCGAAAUACUCCACUACGAACCGAUCACGUUGGCCGCCGACAUGUGGUCUCUGGGUGUGACGACCUACGUACUGCUGACUGGAUUCUCUCCCUUCGGUGGCGAAACCGACCAAGAAACAUUCCAAAAUAUAUCUCUCGGCGAAGUGGACUUUCCCGAGGAGCUUUUCGGGGACAUCUCAGCACAGGCAAAAGAUUUCGUCGCGAAGCUUCUGGUGCUAGACCCAAGUGCACGGAUGACAUCGAAACAAUGCCUGCGUCACGAUUGGCUGCGCGGCGCGCCCACACAGGCGUCCCCUCAUCUGAGAAGAUACCUGUCGAAGUCGCGGGAGGUGCUGCUGGAACGGGUAGUGAGCAGGGAGAAUCUACGAAGAGCGGCGCUUUUGAGCCAAGCGAGCAGCCAAGCGAAUCUGUCGAGCGACGUACAGGAAUCGAAUCACUGCGAUCAAAGCUUGCAGGACUGUCUGCUGAGUCAGAGCGAGAUGUGCCUGAGUCACCGUCUCACCGGAAGCCGAUCUAGUCUCGAGGGUAGCGAAGGUUUCCCGAGCCCGGCGGAGUCGCGAACGAGCCUGAACUCCUCCAGGACGAACUUGAGCUGCGCCAGUCAGAGCUGCCUGCUGAACAAAGAACAAACGCAAGGCUUGCUGAGCCGCGCGCAGAGCCGAUCGCAGGCCAAUCUGAACCACGGUCCGAGCCGAGGACUCUUAUCUAGAAUACGCAGCCUGAAUCGGGUCCAGUCUCAGGCGUGUUUGCUCAACGGGAACACCUCGGCAACCUCGAGCUCGCUGCAAACGCGAAUGAUAAUAAACCCGGUGAUCAGCAAGUCGCGCGAGAAGCUUUACGGGCUGAGAUCGUUGUCGAAGUCCCAAGGGGUUUUGGACAUAUACAGGAGCCUCGAGUGCCUUAAACGAAGGAGGAAGAGCUACCAGCGCGCCAAGACCGAGGAUAUGCUGCCCGUGUUUAAACGCCUCGGCGUUGAGAUCGACACCUCGAACUCCUCCAACGCAUCGAUCGAGACCACCUACGACAUCAACGAUAUCUCAAAGUUGGACGCUGACGGGACGAAUAUCGUCGAUUCGAGGAGUCGUCUGGGGAACGAAAAAGAAACCAUAAGCGAUUUGAAUUCAACCGCGGAAAUCGCCAAGGACAGCGUGAACACGGCCGACAGUGAGGCCUUGAUCGAUAGACCGACCGAGUUGGUUAUAGAAGCUAGCGAACAAAGCCUAGAAGCGUCGAGGGAACAAGCCUCGGAGUCGGAGGAGAACUUGGAUUCGCUCAAGUCUAUCGAAUCGGACACGUUGACCGAGGAUUCGGACGAGACUCCUGUUAACCAAACGGAAUCGAACGUCGUCGCUGGUAAACGUCCCUGCGAGAGACAACACUCGGACGCCUCCAGCCAUUCCAACAACUCUGCCACGUCGGACGACAAAGAGGAUCGCUCGACGGAAUCGGAAACCGAGGAACCCAAGUACACCGUGGCGCAACUCGUGUCAGCAUUCAAUAAACACCAAGAGGUCGCCUCGAAGACGAGCUUGGAGGCGAUCAUGACCGAGAAGAGGAUCAACGAGGUGACGUUCCCCACGGGCACCAAGGCACUGAGGCUCUUCAUCCCGGAUAUCGACAUCACCGAGAGCAAGAUCGUCAGGCGUAAGACGAGCUACAAGCCGCGAAAGAACUGGGAAGAGCUGAGGAAGAAGAACGAGAAGAACGAGGGUCUGCUGAAGAACUUCGACCACGAUUCUGGCCACGAAGACGACGACGAAGAUCACGAGGGUCGAGACAAGACGAAGGAGAUCGAGACGAACGAUUCCAUUGGCAACGAAACAAUUUAUUCGAGCAGUACCGAGAACACGAAGAACGAUAUUCCGGAGGUUGGAUCGCUGGAUCGCUGGUCGAUUUUACCGUCCAUCGAGGUCAACGGUUCCAUUUUCGCCGAUGGUGUGGACGUCCGAGACAACGUCGACACCACCAUCGACGAGAAGUACAAGAGAUGCGUGAAAGGAGCCAAGAUGAAUGCUGCGGAGACAACGACGUCUCGGAAAACGACGCCUGUGAAUCCGCCUCGACAGAAAGAGAGAUUGCCCAAUUACAUAUACUCCGACGCGACGUGCCAUAACAAAGAGGAGUCGCGAGACGCGGCCAGGAAGUAUUCCGCUACCACGAACGGUAAAAGCAUCGCGAAAGGACGACCCCAAGGAAAGGACCAACCGAAGGCAACGUACAGCGCGGAAUGCGUGACCGUGAACCUGAAGGAUAUCUUGCAGAGGGCGGACACCUUCGAAAGUAACCCGAAAGAGAACCUGGAGAACCUGCGGAAAAGGACAACGAUCGCUAAGAUAAUUCUAAACGACAACCUGCCGUACGAUGGCCAGGACGCGAGUUGUCGAGCUCGCAGCGAGCCACUUCGCGAGGACAACGACAAGAUGAAACUAGACGUGCCACCCUCGUUCGUGAGAUCUUCGUCUCUGUCGAGCGACAGCAGCUGCCCGACGCCGUCCAGCAUGCAGUCGGACGUGAACGUCUCCUGGGAGGACGUCCAAGGCACGGCGGCAGGAUCCAGCGCGUCCUUGGAGAAGGACGACCCCAAGCUUCGAAAGAGAAGCGAGAUCCAGAGAACGUCCAGCGAGGGCAAGAACAAACAGUCCGCGGAGGACAAGAGACUUUGGGGCAGAGUUUGCACCGGCUCGUACAGCAGAGCCAUGGAGAAGUUCAGCAAGAACAACGACGCCAACAAGAAGACGACGGGACAGCUGAAUGGAUCGCAGAGGAACGAGAAAACCAGGAGGAAAAGCAGCCCCGCCAUGCCACAAUACAUAAACCCGUAAAAGUAGAUAUCCUAGCUGCACGAAGACUGAAUCUAGAGCUUGGCCUUCCCUAAUUGCGGUGACUCAGGCCGGAAGUGAACAUACACGUCCAACUGAAAUCUUCCUUUUCGCGAACACUACGACCGGGAAACGAGAUAAUCUACUCCUUAGCCUUGUCCUUGGCGUACGUUCGCGGGCAUCGACGGAACGAGCGAUGGGAAUCGUAAUGCAGUCAUCUUUCGCCGGACCAGACUGCCGGAUAAAUAAUAAUCCGCGAGAGCGUGUGUCAUCAAAUCGCUCGCGACCAACGGUAACCUGUCAUUAACGUCCCACUACGUGCGUCGCGGCGUCAAACAAGGCGGUUGUACGUGAUUGAUCGUCGUAGCCUUAUCCUUGAUUUAAUCUCCAUAUCGAGCGGACUUCGACCGUGUCUACUUCUCUUUCGAAGUGCGUAGUAUCGAUGUACGCGUGGACGGUGCGCUGCCGCGAUGAAGUACAGCGUGAUUCUAUCGCUGGUUUCCCAUAAAGGCUCGUCGCGAUGUCUUCGAAACAGCACGGCGAUAACCUCGUGUUUGUAUGUGAUAUGUCCAUUGGUUUCUACCGUGUGGGUAUAAUAGGGGAUGACUGACGAUUCUGUUCAGACUAAGAGUAGACUAACUUCAGACAGUUAUACGUUAGCGCGGAAUGGUUGAAUAUCUCACAAGGGGACGAAAUUAUCAAAAAAAAAAGAUAUAGGCGAAAGUUAUAGGGCAAUAUAAGAUAUUAUACGCAGUAAACAAUUUUUGUUUAAAUGAAGCGCUGAAGGAGAUUCGGGAAAUGAAAUAAUUGAAAAGAAAUAAGUAGCAUUUGUUUCGACAAAUUCAUCGAUAUAUCAUAUAAGGUCAGUUAUUAUAAUAUAAAGCCUUAGAUUGGAGUUCGUAGUCUUCAUUUUUUGUCUACAAUCUAGCAAUGGCUUUUUUAUUCGAUUCAUGAACGAAGGUACUAGAAUCCUCCGUGUAUGUUUGGUGUCCAAAGCCGGCGCUAGUGUCGCGUCCCACAUUAACUUCUUGCGCUUAUUCUAAGGUUCUUAUUGACGAAGCUUGAAAGAACAUCAGGGAAUAACCCAGUACUUCAGUAGAUACAGGAAGAUGGGUAACGUUUUCUGUUCCCGCAUCGAUGAAAGCGUUAAACGGCGACGAAAAUAGUUUCGAAUCGUCUUCAGUGAAACGAAUAACUUGAUGAUUAACUAUCGGUGAACGAGCCGAACUAAUUUUAUAUAGAACCUAUGGUCGGCGCUCUCGACAGUAAAACGUCCAAGUUUUGUAGCGAAAUAGUCUCCACUAUCGGCGCUAACUAUCCGAGUUAGCUGUCGCGAUUUAAUUGGCGCUUGGAAAAGUGUGCAAUUCAAUUACUUCGCAGGACUUAUAGUACUUUAUUAGAGCCGAUAUAGCAUUGUACCUCAUUUAGAAUUUAAACGACUCUCUUGAAUUUUGUAUCGGAGAUAUCUCAAUAAAGACUACUUCUCAUUGAA